UGCGGCAGAGGUGCUCGAGGAUAGAUCCUAACUACGGACAAGAUGAGGCUCUAACACAAGGAUGCUAGGAGGCGUGGUGGCGCGGCACACCAGUCUGCGUCGGCGCAACAGCUCGCCGCCCCCGGCUCAGCUGCCAUCCGGCGCCAUGUACAGCCGUCGCCGCCGCGCCGUCACCACCUCCGACCACAAGUCAUGCGCCCUCAUACAGACCAGGAUCAAGCUGGGGGACAUCAUGUUGGCGGCAGCACAGGAGGCGGCAGCGCAACAGCGGGCUGGUCGUGACUGGUCCCCCACCGCCAUGGGCCAGCCAGGGGGCCCCAACCAGCCCGCAAAGGGCCCCUCCUCGCUCUUCCUGCUCAGCGAGGACAACCCCCUACGCCGAUACACCAGAUUCAUCAUCGAGUGGCCUCCGUUCGAGUAUGCAGUCCUGCUCACCAUCAUCGCCAACUGUGUGGUCCUGGCCCUGGAAGAACAUCUGCCACAGAACGACAAGACCCCGCUAGCAAAGAAACUGGAACAAACGGAGACUUAUUUCCUCGGCAUUUUUUGUGUAGAAGCAUCCCUUAAAAUCUUAGCAUUAGGUUUUGUACUUCAUCGCGGCUCAUACCUUCGUAACAUUUGGAACAUCAUGGAUUUUUUCGUUGUAGUAACAGGGUUCGUCACAAUAGUCUUUACGGAUUUCACAAAAUUAGAUAUGGAUCUGCGCACUUUGAGGGCUAUUCGAGUGCUCAGGCCUCUCAAACUGGUCUCUGGUAUUCCAAGUCUACAGGUUGUGCUCAAAUCCAUCAUCAAGGCGAUGGCACCCCUGCUACAGAUCGGGUUGUUGGUGUUGUUUGCCAUCGUCAUAUUCGCCAUCAUCGGGCUGGAGUUCUACUCGGGGGCGCUGCACAAAACCUGCUACAGCCUAGAAGACUUGAGAAAGAUCGUACCAGAGGGUGAGAGUGAAACGCCAACUCCUUGUAAUACGGACAAUAGAACUGAGUCGCCAACAGGUUCAGGGAGACCGUAUGAUUUUGGUGGGAGUUAUGCGUGUGAUCCGAACAUCUCUGUGUGCGUAGAGGACUGGGAAGGGCCUAACUAUGGGAUCACAUCAUUUGAUAACAUUGGCUUAGCCAUGCUCACAGUGUUCCAAUGUAUUACUAUGGAGGGAUGGACUGCUAUUUUAUACUGGAUGAAUGAUGCCAUAGGUAGUUCUUUCAACUGGCUUUAUUUUGUCCCUCUCAUUGUUCUUGGGUCGUUCUUUAUGCUCAACUUAGUUCUUGGUGUUCUUAGUGGUGAAUUUGCCAAGGAAAGAGAAAAAGUGGAAAAUCGCCAGACUUUUUUAAAGUUGAGAAGGCAACAACAACUUGAAAGAGAACUGAACGGCUAUGUAGAAUGGAUAUGUAAAGCAGAGGAGGUAAUUUUAGCCGAGGAAAGAACUACAGAAGAAGAGAAAAUGCACAUAAUAGAAGCAAGAAGAAGAGCAGCGGCAAAAAGAAAAAAGUUAAAAAACUUGGGGAAAAGCAAAAGCACAGACACAGAAGAAGAGGAGGGGGAGGAGGAAGGAGAAGAUGUGCCUGUUAAUAAGAAAAACCGAAGAGAUCCCACUGGAGCUUCGUACUUGAAAGCGAAAGCGAAAAAUAAAGGAGCUUGUCAGUCAUUUUGGAGGGCGGAGAAGAGGUUCAGGUUUUGGAUCAGACACACGGUGAAAACACAAACGUUUUACUGGUUUGUGAUAGUGUUGGUGUUCUUCAACACAGUGUGCGUAGCUGUGGAGCACUACAACCAGCCCCAACACCUUACUACCUUCUUGUAUUAUGCAGAAUAUGUUUUUCUUGGCCUUUUCAUGCUGGAAAUGUUGAUAAAAAUGUAUGCUCUCGGACCUAGAAUUUAUUUUGAAUCUGCCUUCAAUAGAUUUGAUUGUGUAGUUAUCAGUGGUUCAAUUUUUGAAGUUAUUUGGUCAGAAGUUAAAUCCGGUUCGUUCGGACUGUCAGUUCUAAGAGCUCUCCGCCUGUUAAGGAUAUUUAAAGUGACAAAAUAUUGGUCUUCUCUGCGCAAUCUUGUGAUAUCCCUGUUGAACUCGAUGCGUUCAAUCAUCUCCUUGUUAUUCCUGCUGUUUUUGUUCAUUCUCAUCUUCGCGCUGCUCGGAAUGCAGCUGUUUGGUGGUCAGUUCAAUUUUCCCGAAGGCACACCACCUACCAACUUCAACACUUUCCCCAUUGCUCUGCUCACAGUCUUCCAAAUUUUAACCGGUGAGGAUUGGAACGAAGUGAUGUACCAAGGUAUCCAGUCCCAGCGAGGGCCUAACAGCAACGGGAUGAUCUACGCUGUUUAUUUCAUCAUCCUGGUGCUCUUCGGCAACUACACUCUGCUCAACGUGUUCUUGGCCAUUGCUGUUGACAACUUGGCUAACGCUCAGGAGUUGACAGCGGCCGAGGAGGAGCAGGAGGAGGAAGACAAAGAAAAACAACAGAUGGAGCUAGAGAAGGAGAUGGAAGCGCUACAGCUGGGGCCUGAUGGCAACCCUAUUCAGGUGGAGAUAUGCCCUUCCUCCCCGGCACACCACUUCAACAAAUCGAAAAACAGCAAAAAGGAGGAAGAAGAGAAAAAGGCUGAUGAGGAUGAAGAAGGACCUAAGCCAAUGCUGCCAUAUUCCUCAAUGUUCAUUUUAACCCCCACUAACCCGCUACGCAGAGCGGCACAUUGGGUGGUUAACAUGCAAUACUUUGACUUCUUCAUCAUGGUAGUGAUAGGUCUGAGUAGUAUCGCGCUGGCCGCUGAAGAUCCUGUUGUAGAUAACUCCACAAGGAACAAGGUCCUCAACUACUUCGAUCAUGCCUUCACCGGGGUCUUCACCUUAGAGAUGAUACUUAAGGUCCUAGACAUGGGUAUCAUUUUACACCCAGGCUCUUAUCUACGAGAGUUCUGGAACAUCAUGGAUGCUGUUGUAGUUAUAUGUGCAGCUGUCUCCUUAGGGUUUGAAAUAAGUGGCAGUGAUGCGGGUCAGAAUCUGUCCACAAUCAAAUCCCUGAGAGUGCUGCGUGUACUGAGGCCGCUCAAAACUAUUAAACGAGUGCCCAAACUGAAAGCGGUGUUCGACUGUGUAGUAAACUCAUUAAAAAAUGUAAUAAACAUUCUCAUCGUCUACAUCCUUUUCCAGUUCAUCUUUGCUGUUAUCGCCGUCCAACUCUUCAAUGGGAAAUUUUUUUUCUGUACAGAUGAAAGCAAAUCUACUGAAAAAGAGUGCCAAGGAAUGUACUUUGUGUUUGAAGAAGGAAAAACACUGCCAAAAGCCGAGCUGAGAGAAUGGAAGCCAAGAUGUUUCCACUACGACAACGUUGCCGCAGCCAUGCUGACGUUGUUCGCCGUUCAGACGGGGGAGGGAUGGCCUCAGGUGCUACAAAAUUCAAUGGCUGCAACUUAUGAAGACAUGGGUCCAAUUCAAAACUUUCGUAUAGAAAUGUCCAUUUUUUAUAUUGUGUACUUUGUGGUCUUCCCUUUCUUCUUUGUGAAUAUAUUCGUUGCAUUGAUUAUCAUUACAUUUCAAGAACAAGGCGAAGCUGAGCUUCAAGAUGGAGAGAUUGAUAAGAAUCAGAAAUCCUGUAUAGAUUUUACAAUUCAAGCAAGGCCUUUAGAAAGAUAUAUGCCGAACAAGAGAAACAGUUUUAAGUACAAAAUCUGGAGAAUUGUUGUUUCCACACCGUUCGAAUAUUUCAUAAUGAUGCUCAUUGUAUUCAACACACUGCUCCUCAUGAUGAAGUAUCGAGACGCUCCCCCCCUCCUCGACGAUAUACUGCAGAUCAUGAACUUGGUCUUCACUAGUUUUUUCCUUAUCGAGUGUAUUUUGAAACUCAUCGCGUUUGGAGUGAAGAACUUCUUCAAAGAUCCGUGGAAUGUGUUUGAUUUUACAACAGUCAUCGGAAGCAUCGUUGAUGCUGUAGUUUUAGAGCUGAUGGAAAAGAAUAAGGAAACCCCCAUUCCAAAGAGUCCUAACGGUCAAAUGUACCUAAACGGCUUUGACGCUUCUACAAAGGAUAAUUCAUUUAACAUGGGUUUCCUGAGGCUGUUUCGAGCGGCUCGGUUGAUCAAACUACUGAGACAAGGGUACACGAUACGAAUCCUGCUGUGGACCUUUGUUCAGUCUUUCAAGGCCUUGCCUUACGUCUGUCUGCUCAUAGCUAUGUUGUUCUUCAUUUACGCUAUUAUUGGAAUGCAGGUGUUUGGUAACAUAGCUCUACAGCCUGACGCGUCCAUAAACCGACACAACAACUUCCGCAGUUUUGUCCAAGGUCUCAUGCUGCUAUUCAGGUGUGCGACGGGGGAGGCCUGGCCUUCGAUCAUGCUGUCCUGUAUCAAGGGGCGAGCGUGCGAUGUACAGGCCUCCAAGGCGGAAAAUGAAUGCGGAUCAAACCUCGCUUACGCUUACUUCGUCUCGUUCAUCUUCUUUUGUUCAUUUCUCAUGCUGAACUUGUUCGUUGCUGUCAUCAUGGAUAAUUUUGAUUAUUUAACCAGAGAUUCUUCUAUAUUAGGAGCACAUCAUUUAGAUGAAUUUGUAAGAAUAUGGGCAGAAUAUGAUCCAAACGCUACGGGUAAAAUCCACUACACAGAAAUGUAUGAUAUGUUGAAAAAUAUUGAUCCACCUCUGGGAUUCGGUAACAAGUGCCCUAACCGCUUAGCUUAUAAAAAGUUGAUAAGGAUGAACAUGCCCUUGGACGAUGACGGCAAGGUCAACUUCACCACCACGCUCUUUGCUCUCAUCCGGGAAAAUCUCAGUAUCAAAAUGAGAAGUGCCGAAGAGAUGGACCAGGCAGAUGAAGAGUUGCGGGAUACCAUCAAACAAAUUUGGCCCCUUCAAGCAAAGAAAAUUUUAGAUCUUUUAAUACCCAAAAAUGAAGAGCUGGGAAAGGACAAGUUGACAGUAGGCAAGAUCUAUGGAGGUCUUCUGAUCCUAGAGAGCUGGAGAUCCACCAGGUUUGGACAGCUAGAGUCGUCAGGGCCCCCGGGAUUUGGUGGUCAUAGUCCUCCAAAUGAGGCGGGCCCGGGGCUAGAAGAUGUUAUCGGAUCCCGUCGUCAGUCUACAGACUCUGUACAGGACCAGACCCAUCUUCAUCCUACGUCUAGCUACAGACACAACAGACCUCGCUCACGGUCACCGAGUGUCAGGAGAAGAGGGCCUCACGACCCAUCGGACAUUGCCCGUAGUCCGUCGCCUCGCAGAAUGCAUCCCAACAGUCACCACGGCCACGGCUACCACGGGCACCCCUACCACCACCCCCAUGGUCAUCCCCACCACGACAUAGGCUUCAGCGAUACUGUGUCUAACGUCGUGGAGAUAGUGAAAAACGAACACUCCCACAUUCGGCGGCAUCCUUAUAUCAGAGAGUAUUCUGACGAAGAUGGAUCGUGGUCAGCCUCAACUAGUCCUGCGCGGUCGCCCAGUCCGGGCCACCACGGUCACAGUCACGCUGUGUCUCGUCACGGGUACGGCACCACGUCACUGGAGCAGAGGUCACGCUCACCCUCCCCCAGGGCCCAACGUACACAGCACAGCUACCCCGUGCUGGUGGCACGUAGAGGACAGGGGCGUCGUCUACCGCCAACCCCCAGCAAACCCUCCACUCUGCAGCUGCGCCCCGCCAACAUCAACUUUCCCAAGCUGAACCCAUCCCCCACACACGUGCCCCCCCACUACGCGGUCCCGCUCAGCUUUGAGCAGGCAGUAGCGAUAGGUCGGGGAGGCCGUAUGCUGCCGUCUCCUGUUCCAAACGGCUACAAGCCUCCGCCUCUGCCCUUGGAUUGUGAGCGACACAGUGACUCUGACGAUGACGACUGGUGCUAGCCUUUGCUGACAGGUAGCAGCAGCUCACAGGGACGUUACACUCUCUAACCGAGCCCGCUCGGUCCGCCGUCUUUCGACCGCUUUGUAAAUACCGCGACCUCUCUCAUUCGCAUCUCGUACGUGCUGGCCUCAUCGAGACGGUGGUCCGAGAACUGCUGCUAGCUGACAGCUCUAUACUGCCGUUAUGUCUCUCACUUCCCCUCAAGUGCUUUACAAAGUGAUUGGGUUGUUUCGUUUCGUUUUCUGUGAUAACACUAGAUACGACAUUACUCGUCGAUGUAAUGCGGACACUUUUGAAUUGGUGCUCAGUCCAGCCGAGGACCGUGCCGGAAUUAGUCGACUCUAGCUGUAGUGUGCGUGUGUGCGAUAGUGUGUUGUACAUUCGGCGUAUUUUAAUUUUGUACGAAAACUGGAUUUUUUAAUUUCGUGUAUAGGUCGCUGUGGCACCCGUGUUUUCUACUCGUCUUUUGCGUGGAAUGUCUGAUUUUAAAGGGGUAUGUUAUCGCUGUUUUCUUAGGUAUAUAAACUCCUAGUGUUUGCUAAUAAAUUAUAUUAUCGAUAUCCUGUUGCUCGGUCGAUGGGAUCGACUUCCCAAUCGUUAACAAUAUUUCAUUAUUAUAUAAACUCGAAACAAAGAUGCCUUAUUACUGUUUGUGAGUUUUGUGUUUGUUUGUUUAAUUUUGUUUCUUUUGUCAAAGGAGUGGAAACAGCAUUACACCCUUUUAUACUAAACCAUCGAAUGCUAGAGAUUUAAAGAUUAGGUUGACCCCCGUGCUUAGCAUGUGAAAUGAUGCUCAUACACACGAAUCAUACUUCCUUCAAAUCAUUCAAGAAAUUCUUGUAGUCUUUUUGAAUGGUUUUUGAAAAACGUUAUAUUUUUAUGUUCAAAAUUGCCAAAACUCUAUAUGGGGGACUAUCAGUACACUUGGUUACAUAAAUUACAACUGAGGUUGGUAUUAAGAGACAUUACUUACUUUUAUAACAGUUUUAACUGAAAAUUAAUAGUAAAUUAUUCAAAUCAUCCUUUACGUCUGAUUUUCCAAGGUCAACAUCAUGAAAUUGUGUUUAUGGGCAAACAUAGCAAUUCAUUAUAACAUUGUUAUCCUUAUUCAUAUUCUAUUAAGAUUAUUGUCACCACACAAAAAGCUCAACAUUUUAUUUUAUGAAUCUGAUAGGUUUAAAUAAUCCUAAUAGCGUUAAGUUUAUUGUUGAUAAGUUCCAUCCAUCACAUAACUCAUGUUUUGUUGAGGCAAUUUCAUUUGCAUUAUAAUAUAAUGCAUUUAUUUUAUGGAUAUUAAUAAGUUAAAACAUUCUUCACCUUUUGGUUAAAGCAUCAUGAAAAGUUUGUCAAGUUCAUGUUCAAUUUCGGUAGCUUUACUCAGACGCAUACCAUUCCACUGUUCAACUUCUGACCUAUUAUUUUUUCUGAUGCUAAUAUUUUUCAAACUUUUUUGUACAGAUGCAAAAUAUUUUUCUGAGGUGAAAGCCACAUCUGAAGGUAUAGUAAUUUCAUACCUAAACUAGGUAAUUAUUUCCCAUUCAAAUCAACCAUACAAAGACAACCUGCUUGAUUUAUUGCUAAAAUCUAACCUCAAUAAAUUUAGAUCUUCAUCCGAGAUUUGCGCUAAAAUAUUUUAAAGUUAUGCAGAAAAUGUUAUUUUGUGAGGAAUGAAAAAUUCUAAACCAGCAUGAACUAAUUUCAAUCAUUGUUUCAAAUAUUGUAAAUAGCAUCUAUACAUUUUUGUGAAGACUGCCUUAUACAUUAAGAGAUAUCAUUGAAUAUUACUAUUCCGACAGUAAUAUUACCGUAUUAUUGUGGUUGUUUUCUCACUGAGCGUUGAGUGAAUGUGUGCGUGACUGAAGCUCCUAGUCCCGUGUACAAAGCUAUGAUGUUCCCUCUAUAUUGUUAAGAGGGACCGGAACCAACGUAUGUAUAUUGUAUAUUAUCCCUGGUCCAACAACAGUACUCCAUUACCCGCCUUAGUUAUUCGCACACUGCUUGUACUAAAAAGGUUUGAUUCAAGUUUUUUUUACUACUGGGACCUAUUCUCUGAGAAAUAUUAUUUAGCGAUUCGUUUGAAUUUCACUUUUUGUGGCUUACGAUUUAUGAUGUUUGUGUAAAUAUUGCUAGUUGUUUUAAGGUAAAAUGAUAUAUUACGAAUUUUGUAUAUUUAUACAUUGUACAUCCGAUUUCAAUAUGUUGUUUCCAUAAAUGGUGAAAUUAGAUAGGCUAGUUUGAUUAUUUUUCAAUGUAUUCAGAAUUAUUGAUAGAACUCUAAAUAUUCUUCAUUUUAAACUAGUUCCCUUCUUUAUUAUUUUUGUCAUUCUUGCUUUGUCUCUUUUGGUACUGGAAAUAAAAUUAAAAUCUUAUUAACUAAGCCUAAAUAAUUGUGUUCUUGAAACAAAUUUAUUUAAUGAACAGUAAACAAAUCAGCAAAAUAUUUUAAAAUUUUAAACCGAUAUAAUUAUAAAUAUCUACUUUACUUUAAUGGUUUUACUGGUAUAAAUAAAUCACUUAAAUUUAUAAUCUGUUGAGGCACUUCAAAAAAUAU
Macrosteles quadrilineatus (aster leafhopper) is the source of this 8370-nucleotide messenger RNA. Its product is annotated as voltage-dependent calcium channel type A subunit alpha-1-like. The transcript has 43 exons. NCBI's taxonomy places the organism in Eukaryota, Metazoa, Arthropoda, Insecta, Hemiptera, Cicadellidae. The record is from RefSeq and is a predicted model, not a curated record. Gene Ontology annotation, cellular component: voltage-gated calcium channel complex; membrane. The coding region runs from base 62 to 5818 and encodes 1918 amino acids. Gene Ontology annotation, molecular function: calcium ion binding; high voltage-gated calcium channel activity. Gene Ontology annotation, biological process: calcium ion import across plasma membrane; chemical synaptic transmission.